Thecamonas trahens ATCC 50062 is the source of this 3306-nucleotide messenger RNA. RefSeq lists its product as uncharacterized. The transcript is spliced from 2 exons. The coding region runs from base 1 to 3306 and encodes 1101 amino acids. NCBI's taxonomy places the organism in Eukaryota, Apusomonadida, Apusomonadidae. The record is from RefSeq and is a predicted model, not a curated record. Gene Ontology annotation, molecular function: protein binding.
AUGGUUCAUCCUCACGUGACGUUUAACAUUUUUGGCGCCACCAUAUUUUGGCGCCAUUUCUCGUAUUUUGGCGCCAAACUCGGGCUGGCGGUGACUGGCUCGUCUGCCGAGUCUGUCUCUCUCUCGUGGCAGCUGCCGACAUACACGGGUGCUCCUCCCUCGCCCAUUGCUGGCUUCCGUAUCGCCGCCACCGCUCUCGCCGCUCCUCCGCCUUCUCCUGCGGCUCCCUCCCCGGUCUCGGUCCUCCUCGCCUCGCCCUCGCUCACCUCCCACACCGUCACGGGCCUUCAGCCGGGCUGGAACUACGACCUCACAGUUGUUACCAUGACGGAAGCAGGCAAGUCGUCGCCGCCUUCGCCUUCGGUCUCGGCCGCUACUUCGCCAUCGUCGCCUGAUCCGCCCACAGAUCUCGCCAUCGCCUCGCCGCCGGCUCCGCGCGCCAUCUCGUUGCAGUGGAACGCGCCCGUGGAGACAGGAUUUGGCGGCGGCGAACAGCUCGCAGUCGCCGGCUAUCAUAUCGCAUAUGUUGCUACCGAAGGUCCGGCCGCAGGCGCAGAUGUCGUUGCUGUUACUCCAGACGACGCCACCUCGGCUACGCUGUUCCUCUCGGUCCUGCCCGGCACCACCUUCUCCAUCCGCCUAUCCACCCUCAACUCGGCCGGCUUGCUCUCGCCGUUCUCCACCCCGCCGCUCGUGGUUGUCACGCCAGUCGGCCCGCCGGACCCACCAGGCCUACUCGAGCUCGUUUCGUCGUUGCUUAUCGCCCCAGCGCUCGCCACAGACCCGCACACCGUCUCGUCCGACCUCGACUUUGUGCCACCUCUCGCCGUCGGUGCUGCUUCUGCCCACGUCGCCGCCUACAACGCCAGCCUCACCCGCUUCGAUGGCCCGGACGCGCCUUACACGCCCGUCGCCUUCGUCCUUCCGGCGGCCAAGCCCUGGCGUCUCCACGCCCUCGUUCCGGGCACUCGCUACGAGCUCACACUUGCCACGCACAACUCGCUCGGCGUCACUUCGCACGCUUCGGCCCCGCUUGCGUUCACAACUCCUGUGGCGCCGCCGUCAGCAAUUCCGCUGCUCUCGCUGAGCCCGUCGUCGGCGCCCGCGCCAGUCGGUACCCCCGCAACGCUUGCCGCCACGUGGAGUCUCCCAGCCUUUUCUGGUGGCGCCGCUGUUGCACUCGACAACGUCACGCUCGUCCUUGUCGACGCAUCGGGCGUCGUAACUUCGCAGACGCUGCCGGCGUCUGCGCCGUUCUCGACCACCUUUACCGGCCUUGCUCAGGGCACAGGGUACACCGUCACGGCGACAGCCACCUCAGAUGCCGGCCUCACGUCGGCCGCCGUCACUGCUGACGGCGCCACCGCGCCCGGCAUCCCAGCUGCGCCGACCAGCGUUGCGGUCGCCGGAGUUGGAGAGACCUACGUCGAGCUGAGCUUCACCAUCAACUCGCCUGACGCGCUCGGUGGCACGCUCGCCUCGCUCGCCAACGUCACCAUCUCUGUCGACGGCAUCGGCUCGCGAACGCUCACCGUCAGCCAGCUCACCGUCAUCUCGUCCGGCUGGCCGUCCCAGUAUGUGGCGUCGUCGGGCGGCGAUCCGUUCUUCCGCCUCCUCGGGUCGACCAGUUACACCGCGCGGCUGGCUGUGACCAGCUCGGCCGGUCUCGCGUCGGCUGCUUCGACCCCAGUCUCGUUUACCACGCUGGCAUGGGGCUCGGACCCGCGGCUCGACUUUGCGCCGCCGCUCCCGCUGGUCGUUCGUGAGACCGACGCCGGCACCGCAUUCUCGCUCCUGCUCACGCUUCCCACCCCGCCGGCACCUGGGACAACUAUCUCGGUCCCGCUCGCCAUCGACUCGCCACACAUCGAGCUGCGUACCACCUCGGUCGCCUUUGCGCCCGGCGAGUGGAACAUUCCACAGACCAUCUCGGUCGUGGCUCUCGGCUCGCCAGUCGCCCACCGCGCCGCCGACGGCUCGCCGCAGCUUCCGGCCGGCCUCAGCCUCGGCCCGCUGGUCGUCGCCGGGCCAGACGCCGCCUCCUCGGCAUCUCUCUUCUACAGCGGCUUUGCCUCCACCGUCGCUGACGCCGUCAUCUUUGUCGACACAGACGUCAUCGCCAUCAACGCCACCGCGGUCCUUACCCCGCCGCCGCCCGGCGCCCAGACUGGGAUGCUCGCCGUGCUCAGCAUCGCCAUCUCGCUGGCGUCAACGCCGGUCGGCCCCGUGACCCUCGACAUGACUGCAUCGCCGCUCCUGGCCGCUGCCGGCGCCACCUCGCUCAGCCUUCCCGGCACGGCCACCGUUGAGCUCUCGGCCGACGCGCUCGUGGCGCUCGCGGCCGAACCGACAGUCCCGCUCGGGACCGUGGCCGCGCCGUCUGACCCUGGCUAUGCUGCGCUCGCACCGAGUGUGUAUGUUGCUGACGCCGAUGCCUAUCUACCCGCAGCCUCUGCACACGCCGCGGCUCCGCCGACCACGUGGUCCAAGUACGUCGCAGUCUGGGUCAUUCUCAUUGUGCUCGCGGUCCUCUGCAUCGGCGCGGUGGCUGUUGUCGCCGUCGCAAGCUACGUUCGCGGGCAAGGUAUGGGCUCGAAGCGGCCAACUGCAGUCCAGCCGUCGCCACCGGCCACGCCGCGCCACGAUGCACUGGCGGCUGUCGCGGCCGGAGGCUCGGCUGGGCGCGGCGUUCGUCUUGCUGAGCUCGACAGCUCCGAGGCACCGCUGCCGAUGACCGACGCCGCGCCGCGCCGCUCGCCGUUCUCGACAGGUGCCAAGGCGCCACGCCCGCUGCGGAGCAGCGGCAGCAGCGGCAGAGUUGCACGAGCGGCGCUCGCGCCGUCGCCGGUCCAUCUCGCCGAGACGCCAGCGGGCGCUGCUGCCCGCGGCCGCAUCGGCAUCGACGCCUCAGUGGCGACGCCGCUUGGCAGGGCCGAGACACCACUCGGGAGCUCCACUGCAGCCGGCGCUCGCCCGUCGCGCCCGACAACAACCUACGCUGGCCCGGGCCUGGUCCGCGGCGACCGGUCGCUGGAGGCAUCGACUAUGGAGGACUCGGCGCUCGCAUCCGAGGCCUCGAUGCUCCACAGCUCGCUCUCGCCGACCCGGAUCCUCGGCCUUCAUCCAACCCCGUCGUCGGCACGGCGGCGCCCGCUGGCACUCCCGCCGGUCCACAAGGCCUCGCCCGUUCCGUUCAUGCCACUGCCGCGCACGCCGAGCCAGAGCCAUCCGGCCGGGCCCGACCCCGUCACGCCCAUUCCGUACCUGCAUCGGACGCCGACCGGUCCGUCGCCGGAGAGCCACUAA